AUGGCGUACAGAGUAGCGGAAGAAGGGGCCUCCCUGCAGGACAACAUUCUGCUGCCCGCUGGGGGCAAUUGGUCGCUGGACGCAUCGGGCCUGGACGCUUCGUUGCUCAGCGGGGGCGGCUUGCAGGUUGUGGUGCCAACUGCGUCCUCCUUUCGGUCGGUGGACAUUCUCACGGGCCAGGGAAUCCAGGCCAACAGCCUGCCCUACCAGCCUGAUUUUCUGGACAAUGAAGGCUACGCGCUCAGCUGCAUGGGCGCGGGAUGCCUCUUCUUUGCAGAGCAAGGCAAGCUGCGGGCGCUGCGGACGCACGAUGGAGUCUUCAAAGGGACCGUCCAGCCAAUCAGUGUGGACCCGGCAGGCCUAGCACGGGACGCCACAGGUUGGGCGGAGCCUGAUGUCACUGGCGCCUUCGCUGUGACAGCAGUGGGGGACGUUGUGGCAGUGAUGACCAAGGCAGUGGACGAGGCAACUGGGAAGAGAAAGGUUCAGAUGCUCGGCUUUGCUAUGGACCACGGCGCCCCCAGCCUGUGGCCCCCGCUUGAGUUCCCGCCCGACGGCCAGUUCGGUCCCGUCAAUCACACCGGCUCCUCGUCCUUUUUCUGCCUCGACGGGCGCCUGCUGUGCCACACAGUGCAGGCCAGCUUCUCAGAGCAGAGCUGGUCCUUCCCCCGCCAGAGCGGCGCCGCAGACGGCACCACUGUGCAGCUCGACUCGGCGCGCUACGCACCGCAGGUCAGCGAGAAUUUCAAGCUGGCAGUGUGCCUGGGGGCAGACCGCGACGUCUAUGCGGUCAACCUCAGGACAGGCGCGCAACGGUGGGUGUUCUCCUACGAGGACGCGUCGGCACUCUUCCAACCUGCAAUCUGCGAAGCGCUGUCGCUGCUGGUGCUUGUGGAUGCUCGAGCUGCAAACGGGAAGGGCCGGGUUUCGGGCGUGGAUCUCAAAACGGGCGCGCUGCGCUUCCGGGUUGACAUGGAUGAUGGUCCAUUGGACGGCGCCCUGGCAGACCCAGUGGUCGAAGGCACGACGCUUUUCUUGAGUGGCAACUCCUUCCGUGGCUACGACUUGGCGCGCAUGGCCACCCAGAACAUCCUCCCCCCUCCAGACCCUGCGUUCUCUUUGAAGGACUUAGGCCGGACUGGCACACAGGUGACGGUAGUCAACGGCUCGGCCAUCUUUCCAGCCGGGCGCACCGUCGUGUGCCGCCGUUUCACAGAGAGCACGGCGGCCUACUUCGAUGGCGCUGAGAGCAGCAUUGUCAUCCCGCCAGCUGAUCACGCGUUCAACCCAGGCAGUGGGGACUUCACGUUUGAGGCCUGGGUGCGUACCAGCACGGGUGGUGAGGUCAUCUGCGCGCACCCGGAAGACGGCGCGACGCAUGGGGCGCGCUUCAACAUCGGGCCGCAGGGCGAGCUGCGCUUUGCAGUGAUGGAUAAGGACGGAGAGGGGGUUCUGCACUUGAGCGACAAUACGUCCGCCACAGAUGGGAGGUGGCACCACGUGGCUGCCAUGCGACGGCAGGGCCAGCCCGCUCUCUUUCUGGAUGGCGUCGCGCUCAAACUCUCAUCUAAUGACGACCCUACUACUGCAAUUCAAAGCACAUACGGCCUCCUGCCCGUGUCUGAGCCGCUUCAAAUUACGAUCGGGUGCGCUGCCUGGCAGGGCACUACGGGCAGCUUCUUCAGUGGACUGAUCAAGGACGUCCGGAUUUGGGACCUCGCAGUGGAGGCCCCCAAGCUGCUGAGCCGUAUGGGGGUCGAGCUCACGGGCGCAGAGCCACGCCUGAGCGCCCUCUUACGGCUCGACGAGAGUGCGGUCGAGGAUAUCGAGAACCGGGUUAGCGGAACCAAACCCGCCUGCAACUCACUCCAGAUCGCGUUCACAGACCUGUCCCUGGACAAGAGCGCCUUCCCCUACCUGCUUAACCAGGCCCAGCCCACGUGGCCCUACAGCUACGCCGCGCACUGGGCGGCCAAGGGCGAGGAGGCGCCCGCGAGCGGGGGGUUUUUGGACGUCCGCACGAACGUGUUGUGCUUCCGGACGGGCAACGCGCUGUACGGCGUGCAUGCGGUGGACGGGCAGCGCGCGUGGGCGCUCGAUUUGGAGAGCGCCUCCUCGGCGCCAGCGGUACAUGACGGUUCGUUCUACGUCAUGACGGCCGGUGACGGUCUGCUGGCGAUCGACGCAGCGUCGGGAGAGCAAAGAGUGGUGCCAGGCCUGGAGGGGCUGAGCGCUGGUGGAGAGAGCGGCGAGUUUGUUGCGCCUGUCAUCAGCGGAAGCAUGCUGGUGGUCGCUGACCUGCAGGGCGGUGUGCACGUGCGUACUCCCAAGCCUCGUACCGGCCCGGGAGACGACUCUCCUCUAGAGAACGAGUGGUGGACGCCAAAGGGGCUGCCAGCCUCCGGCCUGCGAGGCCUCUACGCGGACGAGUCUGCGGCUCGACUCAGCACCUGCUACGCGGUGUAUAGCGAAUCGAUCUGGUCCUUCCAACCAGCGACUCCCUUGUCGGAUGCUAACCAGAUAACGGGCGACAACCUGGGUUUGGCGUGUGCGGAGUCGGGCGCACUGUUUUUCGUGGACAGGGCUGGGAAGCAGAUUUUUUCGUGGACGGCAGGCGUGUUUCGAAAGGGAGGACCGCUGGACGGCGACCUCGGCACCAUCACUGGCCUUGCUGCAAGCCAGGACCUCCAACUGCUGGUCGCCACAACGUCUGCCGGAAUCGUUGCCGGUUUCUCACGCGGCACGCUGGACCUACGCUGGACACGCAAGCUGCCGGCGGGGCUGGCUGGGGCGAAGAAGGGGAGCCCGCCACGUGGCGCAACGCUAUUGGACGACGGGCUGCUGCCGCCGCAGAUCUUCAACCAAGAGUCACACUUCCUUCUGCUGACACACGUCUACACAGCGGUGCGGUCGGGCCUCGUCGCAGUCCUGGAUGCUCGCGACGGCUACUUGCUGGCGCUUCUCCCCGUGCCUAGUUGCAUCACCACGCCGCUGACCGUUGACGCGCGCAGCGGGACCAUCUUUUUCGGGUCGUGUGACGUGGUCGGCCGUCAGACGCAAGAUGGCAAGCUGCAGCUGGCAAUAAGCGACGACGGAUCGCUGCAGUCGGUGGCGUUUGGCGCCACUCGGACGCUCGGACUCAACACGGACCAGACCGCAAAUGCGCUGGGACAGCCCGCCAAAGGUGCGCCUGCUUUCGUCGCAAUCGACGUGGCUCAAGGAACCGGAUUAGAGCAGGAGUCAGUGACGGUGGAGGCCUGGGUGAACACCGUCAGCAAAGGAGAGCUCUUGUCGGUGUGCCCUGCGGAGGACUCGCCCUUCGGCAUCUCUCUCCGGCUGCUCGAUGCCGGCAGUAUCCAAUUCACUUGCACCUCGGAAGUUACCUCAACCGCAUGGAAGACGGUUGCUGUGAGCACAGUCCGAACGGCAGUCAACAACGGCGUGUGGCACCACGUGGCGGCCGUCAGAAAACCGGGUGACGCCCUGAACAUCUACUUGGACGGCAACCUGGUUCCCGCAAGCGCCCCAGUCUCGAUCACCGCUACGGCUUCUCCCGGCAAGCUCCUGCCAAAGGGACGCACCUUGAUCUACAUCGGUGCGGACGCACAGUCUCCCGGAGCCGCCCCGCUACCCGGGUCGCUCUUCCGUGGCCUGCUCGGCGAGGUCCGAAUCUGGGACACGUUUCGGACGCCCAUCGAGCUGGCGUCCGCGAUGCACACCAAGCUGCGCGGCAACGAGGCGGACCUGCUCGCCUACUGGAACUUCGACUACCAGGCACGCGGCCCGCACAAUAUUGAAAUUUCCGAAACGCUGUCACAGCCGUCCGAUCUUCACCUAAUGAAGCCAGUCUGA
This is a messenger RNA of Klebsormidium nitens, 3852 nucleotides long. The record is from the annotation of a GenBank genome assembly. NCBI's taxonomy places the organism in Eukaryota, Viridiplantae, Streptophyta, Klebsormidiophyceae, Klebsormidiales, Klebsormidiaceae.